Molecule: messenger RNA, 237 nt
Organism: Protopolystoma xenopodis
Lineage: Eukaryota; Metazoa; Platyhelminthes; Monogenea; Polystomatidea; Polystomatidae
Source: the annotation of a GenBank genome assembly
AUGGAAACCCUAUCAUUGGCAUCUUUACUUGUCCCUAUCGCCAAAUCACAGGCCAUAGUUAACGUAUUGAGAAGGAAUACGAGAAUAAAGGUGGACCAAGAUCACGUGGAGACCGUCAUACCUUCAAUUGGGGAACAAGUGCUUAUUGUCAACGGCGCAUACCGUAGUGAGGUUGCUCGUAUUGAGGCAAUCGAUUGGGUUUCAAGCUCGUGUGACCUGACGAUUACUUCCAGAUGA